Molecule: messenger RNA, 1651 nt
Organism: Mytilus californianus (California mussel)
Lineage: Eukaryota; Metazoa; Mollusca; Bivalvia; Mytilida; Mytilidae
Exons: 7
Coding region: 164-1636 (490 amino acids)
Source: RefSeq, a predicted model, not a curated record
UAUGGAACAGUGGUUUUCCGUGAGUAAUUAAAUAUAUUGGACGUUAUUAACAUCAUGAAACAGAGUGCGACUUAUAUUCAAUAAAUUAUUUAUACGAAAACUUUGGAUCAGUUAUAAAACAGUAGCAAAUACGUAAAGAUCUUUGAAAACUGUUUCAGUGUCUAUGGAGGUAAUACUGUUUGCCAUGAUUGCACUUCUAAGUGCAGAAGUUGUUCAUACCUACCAUGAACCAGAAUGGGUGACAGCGCCAGUAGAAGGCUUGUACAGUGAUUUGAUCGAAUACACCCUGUAUUUAGACGAAGUUACAUGGAAUGAUGCUGCAACCAUCUGUGCUAUGAACGAUGCCCAUCUCUUGUCAAUCACUUCACACGAAAAAUAUGAAUUAAUAGAAGAAUUGAAACUUGACCAAUGGGGAGAGUUAGUGGAUAAAGAUUUCUGGUCAGGAUUAUCACAACCAAAUGAAGGGUUGUUUAUCUGGGAGGACUGUACAGAAAUGAAUUUUGAUAUGCGAAAAGUUGAAAGUUACAAGAGUGAUGAACUGUGUUAUCGUGUAAAGAAAGACCCUGUACAAUGGGAAAGAAGAAAGUGUGAGGAUCAUUAUUACUUUGCGUGUGAAAAGAAAAUACCAGGGGCAUGUGCUUACCCAACCAUUCUUAGUUCCAAUAAGGUAGCAACAUAUGCCAACCAGACUACAAGUGAAUGUGAGAGCAGCUGUGCUGCAAGUUCAUCGUGUUGGUCAGGGAUCUCUACAGACGGAGGACUUUGCAUUUUACUUCAAUCACGAACAGGUUCAGAAUCACUAUCAGAUGUCACCAUGUUCAAAAAAUCAUGCGUGCAAGUUGCGGUUGUACAAAACGGUGACGUCCCAACGCUACAAAAUGAAAACAAAGAUGUUCAGCCUUUGCUCAAUUGUUCGGCUGUACAACAAACAGGAGUGACUGUACCAGUUGUAACAGAGGUUUCAGAAUUUAGCACAGUGACGGACAUUUCUCCAACACCAUGUUAUGUGUAUGAAACAUUAAAUGUUACGAACAUAUACAACACAACACAAGUUAUUACUGUUGAUGAAACCGAAACAGUGCAAGUUACAGCAUCAGUUGAUUUGUUGAACGUAAUAAACGUAACCGAAACUUUUAAUGUAACUGAAACUGUAAUCGAAACUGUGAUAGUAUCAAGUAUUUCAGUAAUACCUUUUACCUUACCAGUGACUGAUAUUUUAGGUAAUUUACUUACGGUUACUUCUACCAUUAAUGUCACUGCAACAUACAACGUGACAAACGUGUUUAACGUAACCGAUACAUAUAAUUUCACGUCAACUAUAUAUCAUUCGCAAUGCGCGGAUUCCUGUAGAAACGGUACUAAUUCUUAUCUGUCCCCAAAUGACCCAUUGUUACUGGACGCCAUUGCAAGUAUGUCGAAGGAACUAACAGUGGACAAAAAGACAACAAACUCGGCCAUAAGAAAAUUGACAAGUGCGUCAGACAGUCGGCCGUCGUCCCGUGCUAUUGGAAUCUCAGGAUUAAUACUACUCAUCAUACCUUUAUCGCUUAUUGUAAUCUGUGAUUUACCUGCUGUUUUGCGUAACACUAAACGCAUGAUUGAUCGAAGUCGUAGGCAUUGCGCUUAUCAACCUUAGUAUAACUUAAAUAUU